CAAAAAACAAAACCAAAAAUCUUGAUAUCCAAUGAGAUUGAAGAUAUAGAUACCAUAAGAUAAGAGUAAAAUUACUAUUAAUAUGUGACAAAACUUAACCAAAGUUUCUCAUUCCAACAUUUUUCUCACAUAUCCAACCCCCUAAAAAAAACACAUUUGGUGAAACUCUUAAAUUUUUUUCCUCUCUUUUUCAAAUUCUCAACCAACCAUGUCUGCCUCUUCCACCAUGGCUCUUUCCUCCCCGGCUUUCGCCGGUAAGGCCGUCGAGCUGGCGCCCGCCGCCAACAAAAUGUCGAACGGCGGACGAGUCAACAUGAGGAAAACUGCCUCAAAGCAAGUUUCCUCAGGAAGCCCAUGGUACGGCCCAGACAGAGUUAAGUACUUGGGCCCAUUUUCAGGUGAGCCACCAAGUUACUUAACUGGUGAAUUUCCUGGUGACUAUGGUUGGGACACUGCUGGGCUUUCAGCUGACCCAGAAACUUUUGCCAAGAACCGUGAGCUUGAAGUGAUCCACAGUAGAUGGGCCAUGCUUGGAGCUUUGGGCUGUGUUUUCCCAGAGCUAUUGUCAAGAAAUGGUGUUAAGUUUGGUGAGGCUGUUUGGUUCAAGGCUGGCUCACAAAUCUUCAGUGAAGGUGGGCUUGACUAUUUGGGUAACCCAAGUUUGGUCCAUGCUCAGAGCAUCUUAGCUAUUUGGGCCACUCAAGUGAUCUUAAUGGGAGCUGUUGAGGGUUACCGUAUUGCUGGUGGGCCUCUUGGUGAGGUCACUGACCCAAUCUACCCAGGUGGUAGUUUUGACCCAUUGGGCCUUGCUGAUGACCCAGAAGCUUUUGCUGAGCUUAAAGUUAAGGAACUUAAAAAUGGUAGGUUGGCUAUGUUUUCCAUGUUUGGAUUCUUUGUUCAAGCCAUUGUUACUGGUAAAGGUCCUUUGGAAAACUUGGCUGACCACCUUGCUGACCCAGUCAACAACAAUGCUUGGUCAUAUGCUACCAACUUUGUCCCUGGAAAGUGAAGAGUUUAGGAAGAGAAAGAGAGAGAGAGAAUGAGAGAAAGAGAAGAGUUUGUAUUGUUCAUAUUGGUAAUGUUAUGGGUUUUAUCUUUUCUUUGUUUGGUGAUGAUGUAAAUGUGUUGAGAAUCAAUGAAUGAAAAAUCAUAUUGUGAA
Cannabis sativa is the source of this 1159-nucleotide messenger RNA. RefSeq names its product chlorophyll a-b binding protein of LHCII type 1. The transcript has a single exon. The record is from RefSeq and is a predicted model, not a curated record. Bases 209 to 1009 code for a protein of 266 amino acids. Gene Ontology annotation, biological process: response to light stimulus; photosynthesis, light harvesting in photosystem I. Gene Ontology annotation, cellular component: chloroplast envelope; chloroplast thylakoid membrane; plastoglobule. Lineage: Eukaryota; Viridiplantae; Streptophyta; Magnoliopsida; Rosales; Cannabaceae.